AUGAGGUCAGAUCUGCCGGUUGAUAUGGGAUCUAGUUUCCGCCGUGCUGGGGAACGAUUGAGGUCCAUCGCAAAGAUGAAUCGCUGGGCGAAAACCCAGUAUGAAGGGAAAGUCGGCGAUACAGACACUAUCACCAACUGCUAUCUCCUUGCGCUACCGACCGAGCUGCUCCUAGAAAUUAUUUCUCACCUGUCGGUGCUGCCCGAAGCAUGUCUGGCGCUGACCUGUAAACGCCUCUACUCGAUAUGCGGUGCUACCCUGGGUGCCAAACCCCUCCAUUUCAGUCGAGACUUCGCACCGCUUUUCCACCACUAUCGCAAUGGACACAAUUUCGUCACCCCACGCUGGCAAUUCAUAAACUUGCUGGAAGAUAACAGGUGGCGGGCAUGUUCUCGAUGCUUGAAGCUCCACCCGAGGAGCUUCUUUCCCGCAAGAGAGCUGAAACGAAAGUCCGAGGAUAGGUCAUGCAACCUAGGGAGUUCGGCAGGCAUAGUAGACCUAUGUCCUUGCAAGAAACUGACUUUCCAGGAUAAGAUGGAACUUGUUGAACUUUUGAGAGUACGAAGGAGAACGAUAACGGACCUGGCGGUCCAAUUUGGAUCCGGGAUGAAACAGCAGCGUUUCUGCUGGCAUAGUUGCACUGAGGACUACGGAUCAACACAGCUGGAUAUUGAGAUCUAUCCUGAGCUGGACGACGAAGACCAGUUGAAGAUCAAGACAGAGUACCGCUUGCGCACGGGUUCCGGCCAGCUCGGCAAGGAAGAGCACAUGACGCCGCGCUUUGGUUGUGCUCACCGGUCGGUUGACUUAUGGCUUUCGAGUGUAUGCCAGACCACUCUCUGUCGCCUUUAUGACAACCACUGCGCAUCCUGCAAGCGAAUAUCCGUAUGUAAUACGUGCAAUGCCUCACUCAGGUGUCCUCGCAAACAACCAUGUCGAGUCGACGAGGAAACGGGACAAGCAACAUACCACUUUUAUACUGAACGGUGCCUUGGUGGACCGGGGCCUGUCCCAGAUCAGACAUGGGCCACGCAACGAAUCCAUCCUGCGGAGAAUUUAAUCGAUGUCGCGAAUUGCAGUGAGCUAUGCCCGUGGACGAUCCGAGAACAUCCACCUCUGGAAGAAGCACCGUCUUUGGAUAUGAAUAUCCUCAACCCCGCUAUACAGGAUCAGUCGAUGAAUCAGCUACUUCUAGAUGAUGCGGGUUGUUCCGUCGAAGAACAGGGAGCUUCUCCCUACAUUCCCUUAUUGUCAUGCAGCAAGGAUAGCAACAGAGUGCAGUGGAUUGAUGAGCAUUGUCUGCGUCCUGGGGCGAUGAGCUACCCACCACCCCAUAACGGCCCAUAUCCUUCGCAGUACAUGCAGCAACCCCCCAAUCUGCCGCAUCACCAGCAGACCAUCCACCCGCAGCAGCUACUGUACAACAGCAAUGUCAAUACGAGCGCUUCGCCAUAUCAAUAUGGGAAGCCGGUGGUCUAUCCCCAGGUCAUGAUCCCGGCGUAUCCUGCUUACGCGCAGACGUAUAACCCGCAGCCGCCGCAACAACAGCAACCUCCACCACCACCGCCUCAACAGCCUCCACCCCAGCAGCAGCCGCAACAGCAAUAUGUGAAUCCGUCGGAUCUAUUCAACCCACCACCGCUUGCUUCUACCUCGCCUCCUCAGUUCACCAAUAGUCCGUCCCAAUAUGCUGCACAACCAGCGGUGUCUGUUGCAGGCAACAGCCGCUCCCCAGUCCUCCCUACUUCUACCCCCGCCCGAUCCACGUACUAUUCCGCCCUGAGUCCAAAUCAAGCGAAUCAAACUCCUAACAAUUACCCUCAACCUACAUCUACUACGCCUUCAGUCCAAGUGCCACCUCCCGCUGCUGCGGCUGUGGCUGCGACUGCGUCUCCUGCCCCUGCUCCUGCUGCCAAACCAGUUGCUGCCAACCCUGUCCCCGUUAAGCCAGCCGCCGCCAAACCUGUCGCUCAGACUCCUCCAGCACCGUCCCCUAAGCCUGUCCAGGUGUUAAUCCCAGCUCCUACCCCAGAAGUGCAGCAGAAAGUUCAGCGCCCACCCUCCAAGAAGCAAGCGCAGCGACAAACUGGCCAAAAACCGACCCAAAAAUCAGCAGGCACGCCGAUCGACUAUCAAGUAUUGCUGUUGGCCAUGGCUGAUGAGUAUCUGAAUGCUGCUCACAGUCAUGGCACGUUGGUAGCCCUGUUAAGGCGGGAGAUGGAGAUGGACGAGUAUUACAAAUUAGUUGCUACAGGUCUUGGUUGCUUGGAAGCCGUUCUCAAGAACUGGCGACUUCAGCCCCGUGUUGAAGCUCUAGUCCGAUUACGUUAUGCCCGUAUAUUGUUUGAGGAAACAGACAACGACCUUGAAGCGGAGACAGCAUUGAGCAAGGGUAUUGACCUUUGCGAAAGGAAUCGGAUGCUUGAUUUGAAAUAUAGCAUGCAACAUCUGUUGGCGCGAAUGCUGUAUAAGACGAAUCCAAAGGCCUCACUGAAAGCUGUUGAUGGGAUGAUACAAGAUGUCGAAGCGUAUCGCCACUCCGCCUGGGAAUACGCUUUUCGUUUUCUUCGGGUGUCCCUUUCACUUUCCUCGUCGGCGCAUCAAGAUUCGGUGUCGGCACUACAGCACCUUCACAAGAUUGCCACCAUGGCUAGCCGCAAUGGUGAUAGGGCUGUCUCAGCCAUGUCUGCGAUAAUCGAAGCUCUCGCGCACCUCCAGCAAGGAUCCGGGUUUGACUCCGUCGAGCAAGCCCAGCGUGCGGUAGCCGUAGCGCGGAGUCACCAACUCAACGAUGAGCUCCGACAUAUCCCACAGCUAACGACUUUAGUCCAAAUUGUCGAUAUUUGCUGCAGUCUACUCGAAUACGACAUCAAUCAAUCAUCGCAAAAGCUGAAGGUGCUGCAAGAUCUGAUGGACGAACGCUUGAAUGACUCGAAUUGGCGCAGCGAUGGAUCAUUCUCAAUCCCAUUGAAUGGCAAGUCGGCCGGUCCGUCUUCCAUCGACACCGGGGACAUCCUCCAGGUCCAGAGCGGCACGCUGCUGUUAAGCUUCAAUUGGCUACCCCAGCACGACCUUUAUGCGCUCUGCUACUUCCUUAGUUCGAUCACACUGAGCUGCAAAAACUCAUAUGAUGGACGCAAGGCAGAGAAGUUCUUGCAGGAGGGCACUCGAAGUUUCAAGGCGCCACAAGAGAUCACAGAAUCGGUGGUCAGUGCGAAUAGACGCGUUCAGUGGCGCAGGCUUCUCUAUUGCAACCUGCUCGUCCAGCAGGUUUUUCUUGCAUGCGGUCGCACAGAUUGGGAGCUUGCCAACAAGACAUUGAAGGAACUUCGAGAAGAAGGCCAGGAACUUGGCGACCAGCUCCCAGAUACCGUCGAGUGCCUAAUGGAGUAUGCCACCGGUGCUAUUGCACAAGCAACAGGCGACCUCACCGCAGCUCUGAACGCCUUCCAAUCUCCUCUUCUCUCAUUAUCCACUAACUUCAGCAAGACGGCGCGCAAUGAGCCACGCCGCGACAUCGCCAUUCUCGCUGCUUUAAACACCGUCCUCAUCCUCCGUGAUCCCACCCACCCCUCUCACUCCCACCUACCCACCAUAUUAUCGACCGUGGAAUCCUUUUGCACCGGCAGUCCCAACAAGUAUAUCCAAGCAGCAUACUACCUGGUCUGCGCAACCGUGCAGACCGAGUCCACGAUUCAAACCAAGCAAUACCUGCAACAAGCCCUCCAAUCCGCCACAGCAAUCAGCAACAGCCAAAUCACCUGCAUGACCCUAACCUUCAUGAGCUGGAAAUACUUCCGUGGCGUCGUCGGCGAACAAGCCGAGAAAAGUGCCCGAGCGGGCCGCGCCAUGGCUAAGAAAGCCAACGACCGGCUCUGGGUCAGCGUGACCGACGAAAUGCUAGCCGAAACGCUAGAACGUCAAGGAAAGAAUGAGGAGGCCAAAGGUGUACGGGAAGAAGGUCAUCGCGUGAUGAUGGGAUUGCCGUCUGCUUUGAAGAGACCUGUAUAG
Molecule: messenger RNA, 4011 nt
Organism: Aspergillus welwitschiae
Lineage: Eukaryota; Fungi; Ascomycota; Eurotiomycetes; Eurotiales; Aspergillaceae
Exons: 8
Coding region: 1-4011 (1336 amino acids)
Biological process (GO): mitotic sister chromatid cohesion; maintenance of mitotic sister chromatid cohesion
Cellular component (GO): SMC loading complex; chromatin
Molecular function (GO): double-stranded DNA binding; protein binding
Source: RefSeq, a predicted model, not a curated record